Messenger RNA from Saccharomyces cerevisiae S288C, 951 nucleotides. RefSeq names its product bifunctional protein farnesyltransferase/protein geranylgeranyltransferase (gene RAM2). Gene Ontology annotation, molecular function: protein prenyltransferase activity; protein farnesyltransferase activity; protein geranylgeranyltransferase activity. The record is from RefSeq and is marked reviewed. Bases 1 to 951 code for a protein of 316 amino acids. NCBI's taxonomy places the organism in Eukaryota, Fungi, Ascomycota, Saccharomycetes, Saccharomycetales, Saccharomycetaceae. Gene Ontology annotation, cellular component: cytoplasm. The transcript has a single exon.
AUGGAGGAGUACGAUUAUUCAGACGUUAAACCUUUGCCCAUUGAGACAGACUUGCAGGAUGAACUGUGCAGGAUUAUGUAUACCGAGGAUUAUAAGCGGUUGAUGGGACUCGCAAGGGCUCUGAUCAGCCUUAACGAACUGUCACCCAGGGCACUACAGCUAACAGCCGAAAUUAUCGACGUGGCGCCAGCCUUCUACACCAUAUGGAACUACCGAUUCAAUAUCGUCAGGCACAUGAUGAGUGAAUCCGAAGACACUGUCUUGUACCUGAACAAGGAAUUAGACUGGCUAGAUGAAGUUACGCUGAAUAAUCCAAAGAACUAUCAGAUCUGGUCCUAUAGACAGUCUCUUUUGAAGCUACAUCCGUCUCCUUCCUUCAAAAGAGAGCUGCCUAUCUUAAAACUGAUGAUUGAUGAUGAUUCCAAGAAUUAUCACGUUUGGUCGUACAGAAAGUGGUGCUGUUUGUUCUUCAGUGACUUUCAACAUGAGCUCGCCUACGCCAGCGACCUCAUCGAGACAGACAUUUAUAACAACAGCGCAUGGACUCAUAGGAUGUUUUACUGGGUGAACGCUAAAGAUGUCAUUUCAAAAGUGGAAUUGGCCGACGAGCUCCAGUUCAUUAUGGACAAGAUUCAAUUGGUUCCGCAGAACAUCAGUCCGUGGACCUACCUCCGUGGUUUCCAAGAGCUAUUCCAUGAUAGGCUACAGUGGGAUAGCAAAGUAGUCGACUUCGCCACAACCUUCAUCGGUGACGUAUUGUCACUUCCAAUUGGCUCACCAGAGGAUUUGCCCGAGAUCGAGUCCUCAUAUGCCCUGGAAUUCCUGGCAUAUCACUGGGGGGCAGACCCUUGUACCCGAGACAACGCUGUUAAGGCCUAUAGCUUGCUAGCAAUCAAAUACGAUCCUAUUAGAAAAAACUUGUGGCACCACAAAAUAAAUAAUCUGAACUGA